GCCUUGUGAUUGGCCGAACGCCACACUCCGCUGGUGAGGUGUAUUCUGGUGUGAGCAAACACGAAAUCUCUUUGAAACAUUAGUGUUAAAAUGCUCUUAUCCUUCGUGGCCCGAGAUGAACAUGACAUAACACAUCGGUCACAUAAACAAGUAUAUGUUUAAGAAGGAGAAGGAGGCAGCGUUGACUCCCGGAGGAGAGUAUCGGGCGGUGUUGGUGUCGGGAAGGUUGAAAUAAGUCUGCGUGGUCCUCCCUCCCAGCGACUCCCAGCAUUCCCAGCCGGUAUCAAGAUGGACGAGCUCUGUGUUGAAGUCCUGGGCCCUCAUGGGGCCUAUUACAAGGCAUCUGUUGUGGACAUGGUGGGAGAUGAAGUUCAGGUGAGGUAUGAAGGCGAUUGGUCUGCGGAAGCUCGGGUAGCCAUGACAGGUGUGAGACUACCUCCGUCUCCGGGUCCUCCGCCUGUAGAAUAUCCUGAAGGUGCUGAAGUUGAAGUUUAUGAUAAGCUUAUGAAUUCGCCUUAUGCUGCUUAUUGGAAAGCAACGAUAAAGAUGUCAAAAGGAGAUUUUCAUGUAGUAGAGUUCACGGGGGUGUCAAUUACAAGUGGUGAAAACAUCUUUCCAUCAGAGAAAGUCCGACCAAGAAAUGUAAACCCACCUAUUACACUGAAAACCUUUACGAAGGUUGACAUAGAAGUUCCAGAAGACAUCAGAGAGUAUGCUCGGAUGGAGAGUGUUCACAAGCCCUUCAAGAAAGCGUGUGGAGCUUCCAGUUGUGUAUACAAUCCAGACAAACACUGUUUGACCCUAAUAAGUUAUGCCCCUUUUUAUCCCCUCGGCUGGACUGGCCAGGCGCGAGAGAUAUGUCAUCCUUCAGAUGGCUCUUGUUUUAACAGUGGAACAGAGGCCAUAUCAUUAAAAUCUCGGAAUGAUCAAUGUCUCAAGUUGGCCCAUAUGUUAUCCGACAUGCAUUUCCGAAACCUGAAACAGAAAGUAGUUCUUCUUUAUCGAACAGAAGAAGCUGCAAAACAAUUAGAAUCAACAAAACUACAGUCUACGGCUGGGUUUGUUGAAGAGUUCAAUGUGCGGGAAGAUCUUAUGGGACUUGCAAUUGGCGCACAUGGGGCAAAUAUACAGCAAGCUCGUAAGGUUGAAGGAGUAACGAAUAUUGAAUUAGAAGAAAAUACCUGUGUUUUUAAGAUCUAUGGUGAGACUGAAGAAGCAGUAAAAAAGGCAAGAUGUAUGUUAGAAUAUAGUGAAGAGUCUGUGCAAGUGCCACGGAUCCUAGUAGGAAAAGUAAUUGGUAAGAAUGGCCGUGUUAUACAAGAAAUGGUUGACAAGUCUGGUGUAGUGCGGGUGAAAAUUGAAGGGGAUAAUGAACCAGAGCCCACAACACCCCGCACCGAAGGACAAGUUCCGUUCGUCUUCGUUGGCACAGUUGAGGCCAUUGCCAAUGCUUCCAUUCUACUUGAAUAUCAUUUAGCUCAUCUAAAAGAAGUUGAACAAUUAAGACAAGAAAAACUUGAAAUUGAUCAAAAAUUAAGAAAUAUGCAUACAACAAACAGCUUAGGAAAUAGUCAGGGUUAUCCAAUGAGGAGAAAUGACCGUGGUUACAACAGUGACAUGGAGAUGGGAAGCCGUGGACGGGGAAGAGGUGGCCCUCGAGGAGGUCGUGGAAGAGGUGGUGGCAGAGGUGGUGACCGCUACAAUAACGACCGUUCAGGAACUGAAUGUAACCUGUUCAUAGUUGGAGGACUGCCUGUAUAUUCUUCAAGCUCCUAUCCAGUGAGAGCAGCUCCAUGGUCACGACAAGGAACUCCAGAUUGGGAUGAGGGAGAUGCAUCUCUACCCCCUAGAACACGACGUUACAAUGAUGAACGACGUCGUGUGGCAGAUGAAGAAGAAACGGUGCUAGAUGCUGCUGAAACUGGUAGUGUUGGCAGUCUUGAUCGAGAGUCGGUAACAAGUGAAGGAAAGAGGCGUAGACGUCGACAUCGCAAGUUUCGUCGCCGUGGUGGAGGUAGCGAAGCUGGUGAUGGCGAUGGCUGGGCCACUUCAGCCGAUGAAGGCUGGAGUACGUCUGCUAAUGAAGGCUGGGCUGGUGAUGAAAACUGGAAUGCUACUGGUGAAAGCUGGGACACAUUGUCAGCCUCUGGAAGGGCUUCCAAGGAACGCACCCCAGGAGUUGAUCAUGUUGGGCGCCGUGGUAGAGGAAGAGGUCAUCCAGAUGGCCCUCCAAGUAGGGAUGGAACACUACCCCGUAGGCGGCCUCCACGUCACGAAGGUACUCCGGCUCGGCAGUCUCCAGGGCGCCGCCCUCCACCUCAGCCCCGUAAGCCACCACCAGCAACUGUAAAUGGCAACUAGAGUAUGGGGUGAUUACAUAGCUUAAGGGAUGGCCUCCCUCCCUCCCCAUCAUGUGAUAUUUACAAUUAGGUAGACUAGGCAGUUCCAUGCCUAUCACUCCAAUUGUAUUUAUAUUGCUGGUGAAGUAAAACAAGGUCCUUGCUGAAGUAAACCACCACUGACAUUGAUAAUGACAAACUGGACAUAAAUUGUUGCCUUUCUUGUUCUAUUUUUAGAAGGACAUUGAAGUUGACCUCCCCAUUGUGAUAACAUAUUCAGAUGAACUACACAUUUGUAAAGAUAGGACUACAUUACAUCCUACUUUAUAUUGAGAACCAUACAGGAUCUUGGCUAUAAAUGAAACUGAGUUGAUAAAAGCAGAGCAAAUGAAAUAAGGUAUUUUGGUGGCAUACUGCAAUAUCCAUUUUUUUUUUAAUAAUAAUAACAAAGAACAUUCAUUACAUGUUUAAACCAUUUUAUUAAUUGACCAAAUUUACAAUUUAAAAUCUUGGUGAAUUAUACUUUGAAUGCUUUUCUUGUAUCUUGUAACUAACAUUAAAGACUCAUAGCUUGAGUUUGGAACACAGAGAUAUUUGCCCAAAUCUAUUUCUUGUUCCACUAAACUGUACUGUUACCAUCUGUUGAGCAAAUUUUUAUAUAUAUAAAUAGUUUAAUAAUUACCUACUGUUUCAGAGAGUUAACAAUAAUGAUAUUUAGCGAUUGAGAUUAUAACUAAUUUGAAUGAUUUAAAUUGAAAUAGGCUUAAAUAAGAACAAACUUCUUAUUUUUUUUUAGAAAAAAUAACGAGUUUAGUUGAAUAAAUUUUGUGAGAUUUGUAUCACAGCAAAUAUGACUGGGCUCUAAUAGGUGUAGAAUGGCUUGUAUCUUUUGGCUAAUUUUUGUCCUUUGUAGGCAUCAUUGCUUUAUUUUAGUUAUCAUUUGUGUUUGUCUGAAGUCCAUACUGCAUGUGGUUACUCAAUUUGAAAUUAGUUUGAUGAUAUUACAAAGCACUUUUCUUUGUCUAGUUAUACCAAGUAUGAAGAUGGUCGCUGCUCUUGAUGUGGCCAAUCCCAUUGAUAAAGGACAUAACCCAACACAAUGAUGACUUGUGCGGCACAGAAGCCUUUCACCAGUGGCAUAAUUGACCACAAGUGGUAAAGCUAUAGUUAUUGUUAUUUAUGUUAAUGAUUUCACUUUUUUUUUCUGCAGCAGCAUUUUUUUUAUUUAUGAUUCAAGUAUGGAAGGAGUACAAUGCCUGUAUACAUGUAAAAUUUAUGUAUCAGUUUGGUAUCAGGUAGUGGCUUUUUUUUCUUUUAACAAUAACUAUGGCUUUGCCUAAAUUCCCUAGCUCUACAGCCAAGGCGGUUUAUGAUAUUACCCCGUAAAUGACAUGCUAGCUCUUACUGUUUAAUAUAGAAAUUCUUAACAUGUAUGUAAGAUCAUUGAAUUGUGCACCAAGGUGCCAUUUCUAAUCUACAUGUUUCUUACAUACGGAGCUCAAUAAUAUCUUCAUUAUUUAUGCAGUGGAUGCUGUGUUCUGUGAUAUGAACUGCUAAACAUAGGCACUGUUCAUGUUAACUUUGUUAUUAGUGAUGCAAAUCUGUUCCCUACUGAACUUCAACUAUCCUUCUAACGUACCUUUAUCUGUGAACUGAAUGUCACUAACUGUUAUCAGUGGCAAAGCAAAGAACUGAGCAGAUAUAAAUAUCUCCCAUGGUGUAUUCAAAGAAAUUAUGUUUUUAAUAAUGCGGAUGAAAGAAAAUAUGGAUAUGGUUUUAGGACCAUUGCCAAUACUGCAUUUUUAAUAGUUAUCUUCUAACUACUUAUUUGUCUUCAAGACCUGUUUCUAAGUAUUUUCAUAGGUCAGGGAACAUUGAGCCUCGAUAUUACUUACUAAUUGCCUGGAUAUAAUGAAUGCUGUUUAAAUAUCAUAAUCAAGUUUCAUUACUGGCUUAAAUAUUUGAUUGGCCUUGCAUUUAAUAUUAGAAGAAUGGUAGCUAAGAAAGCAGCAGAACAUUUCAAAAGUUUAUACAUGAUACAUAAGGAAAUUUAACUAAAUAUUCUUUGACCAGUUCUAGUUAGACAGGUCUUUGAAGAAUACAAGUGUCUUUGUGGUAAAUGUAAAGAUGUUUACAUAUUUUUUGCACUCUUUAUGACUUUUGAUAGUGAAGGAGACUGAUUAUGCAAAUUUCUUCAAGAAUGAAGAAAUUCAGUAGAAAACAUAUCAGUAGAACGUUUAAGGCAUUCACUGCUGAGCAAAUUUGUGUGGUACUUUUACUUGGGUAACUGAGACACUCAAUAUUUGAUAGUUAAGCCUCAAGAACAAAGCCUCAUGCUGUGCUUUGUCAGCACAAUACUUAAAAAAUCUUGAAGUGCACUCCUGGUGUCAAGUUGGCAUAUUGUUAUGAUGAUUAAUAUGCCACAAAGGUUAUCAUGUCCCUAAUGCUACAAAAAAAAAAUUAAACAAGUGUAUCACUUGCGGCAAGGCAGUUCCAGGUAUUUGAUCAAGGAAUAUUUGCUGUAAUAUUAUCCUUCAUGAUAAAACUGCAAAUGGGAACAUUGCUUUAUAUGAUGGGACCUGCAAACGUGCUAUUAAUUUCUCAAAAAUAAUAGGCACGUUCUCUGAGAUAGCAUUCUAAAUAAUAUAUCUUAAGAUGAUCAUUCUUUUGAGAUAUUUGUCAUUUAUGAAUACUUUACACCUACAAAAGCAUACAUCAUGUGAGCAAUGAGAGUAUGCUGUUGAGGAAAGUGUCAAUGAGAGGAGGUGCGUGUGAUGCUAGUGGUGACUCGACAGCUCUCCACGUGGCUUGUUUUAGCUACACCUUCUUUGUAUUUGCUGCCUUGGAAAUGAAAAAUUAUAGCAGUGAAAA
This is a messenger RNA of Procambarus clarkii (red swamp crayfish), 5210 nucleotides long. Lineage: Eukaryota; Metazoa; Arthropoda; Malacostraca; Decapoda; Cambaridae. The record is from RefSeq and is a predicted model, not a curated record.